AGCCCAGCCCGGCGCGGCGUCGCCACGGCAACUGGCGGCCGCUUGGUCCAUCAAGAAAAGUGGUCCCCGGCGCCGACCCAGAAGGGCUACGGGAGCCGGGUGGCUUUACCUGGAGGAAAGCGGCUCCUAAGAGGUGGCUGCUGCCCCGGCUGGCACUUUCGCUCUGUCACUGCCACAACCCGCUCGUUGACCGCUGUCGGGCGGCAGGAGACUGCCGUCGAGAGGGGAACGUUCUCGGAGGCAUCGGUGCUCGCAGGGGACGGCUCUUGCUGCUGCUCCCGGAAGACUCAGGCGGGAGACGUGUCGUUGCGGUACCGGCGGUGCCGCCAUGGCGGAGCGGAGCCGGCUGGAGCAGCUGGAGCGGCGUGUGCGGGAGCUGGAGGAGGAGUUGGCUCGGGAGAAGGGCGGGCGGGCCGCGCCGCGGGCUCGCAUCGAGAGCAUGAGCCCAGAGGUGACGGACUCCAACCCCUACAGUCGCUUGAUGGCAUUAAAAAGAAUGGGAAUUGUCAAAGACUACGAGAAAAUCCGUACCUUUACGGUUGCCGUAGUAGGUGUAGGCGGGGUUGGCAGUGUGACUGCUGAGAUGUUGACAAGAUGUGGCAUUGGUAAGCUGCUUCUGUUUGAUUAUGACAAAGUGGAACUGGCAAACAUGAACAGACUCUUCUUCCAACCUCAUCAAGCUGGAUUAAGUAAAGUGCGAGCAGCAGAGCAUACUUUGAGGAAUAUUAAUCCUGAUGUUCAAUUUGAAGUACAUAACUACAACAUCACAACACUGGACAACUUUGAACACUUCAUGGAUAGAAUAAGUAAUGGUGCACUAGAGGAAGGGAAGCCUGUUGAUCUUGUUUUAAGCUGUGUGGACAACUUUGAAGCUCGCAUGGCAAUUAACACGGCCUGCAAUGAACUUGGACAGAUCUGGAUGGAAUCUGGAGUGAGUGAAAAUGCAGUGUCAGGACACAUACAGCUGAUCAUACCUGGUGAAUCUGCUUGUUUUGCGUGUGCUCCUCCGCUUGUAGUUGCUGCAAAUAUUGAUGAGAAAACAUUAAAACGAGAAGGAGUGUGUGCAGCCAGUCUUCCUACAACUAUGGGGGUUGUGGCAGGAAUGCUUGUACAAAACGUUCUGAAAUACCUGUUAAAUUUUGGUACCGUGAGUUAUUAUCUUGGUUAUAAUGCAAUGCAAGAUUUCUUCCCAACUAUGUCUAUGAAGCCAAAUCCACAAUGUAGUGACCAAAAUUGCAGAAAACAGCAAGAAAAUUAUAAGAAAAAAGAAGCUGCACAACCAAAACAAGAAGUAAUUGAACAAGAAGAAGAAAUAGUACAUGAAGAUAAUGACUGGGGCAUCGAGUUAGUAUCUGAAAUGUCAGAAGAUGAGCUGAAGGCUGCAUCUGGCCCAGUACCUGAGCUUCCUGAGGGAAUUACAGUAGCAUAUACUAUCCCAAACAAGGAAGAAAAUUUGAUUACUGAAGAAACAGUAGCUGAGUCUGAAGAAAGCCUAGAAGAACUCAUGGCCAAAAUGAGAAACAUGUAGCAAAAUCAAUAUUAAGUACAAAUUUGGGGGGUUUUGAUUGACAUUGGAUUUUGAGAAGACCAGACUUUUUUUUUUUUUUUUCUAACUUUUCUGAUAAAAUGGAACUGUUACAGUGGCAGGAAGGACAGGAAGGAAGCAGACUCACCUGGUUUAUAUUCUGGUAUCUAUUCAUAUCUUUAAUAUAGGAGUUGUGCCACUAUGAGUUUUAAUUUCUCAGCAUUGCCAGCAUCCAGUGGAAAGUAAAGGAGGGUGGAUAAACUAACAAAUGAAGGCAUAGCACAUUACAUGCAAUAUCAUGUGGUGAGAAUAUUUGGUAUUAUAGGGCUGAUUGAAUAGGUCAAGGGUAGCUGAUGGUGCCUUACACUGCUGCUUCUGAUUUUCAAGGCACUUGUACUUGUUCAUUGAGCUCUGUCAAUUCUUGGCAUAGAUUGUGCUGUGGCUACUUUUUCUGAGUAAAUGGAACAUUUCAGCCUUUUUGUUUGCCUUAAAUAUCUGUGAUGGAUUUUUAAAAUUUGUUUAAUUUUCCUGGUUUUACAAAUGUUUUACUACUGCUUGUUCUUAAAUAGCUGCCUGUUCAUUUUGUAUGUGAUAAUGUUUUGAGUAUGCCAAGUCUUCUGUUAUUAUACCAGGAGACUGGCUAUUACCUGUCAUGAUUUCAGCUGGCAGAUGCUUUUCAUGACAAAGUCUGUAAGAAUUACCAGCAACACUGCAAAAAACAGAAGAUUUUGUCCAUCUCCAUAAAAAUUUAUUGUAUUUUUGUUGAUUAAUCAAAGUUUAGCUAUAAUUCUGAUCCAUCCCUAUCAUAUGGGCUCUAUUAAGGAACACAAUCUGAGUCUGCAUGGAAAAGCUUCUAAAAUUAGGUGCUCUAGAAUUAGGUUUAGUGUUGCAGGUAUUUUCCAUGAAGUAGCUGAGCUAUUGUAUUUUUAUUGUAUAAAAUGCUAGUACAGUCAUACUACCUUUUAAAUUAUCAUUUAACAUCUUUGGUGGCGACAUGGACAGUGGAAUGGAAUGUACCCUCAGCAAGUCUCAGCAAGUCUGCUGAUGACACCAAACUGUGGGGUGAAGUCAACACACUGGAGAGAAUGGAUGCCAUCCAGAAAGACCUUGACAGGCUUGAGAAGUGGGCUUGUGCAAACUGCAUGAAGUUCAGCAAGGCCAAGUGCAAGGUUCUGCACUGGGCUGAGGCAAUCCCAUGCAUGAAUACAGGUUGGGAGGAAAAAGGAUUGAGGACAGCUUGGAGAAGGACAUAGCAGGAGAGGUGGUGGACCAAAAGCUCAGCAUGAGCCAUCAAUGUGUGCUAGCAGCCCAGAAAGCCAACUGUGUCCUGGGCUGCAUCAAAAGAAGCACAGACUUCAAGGGAAGUGAUUCUCCCCCUCUACUCUUGUGACACCCCACCUGGAGUGCUGUGUCCUGCUGUAGAGUCUCUAGGAUGAGAAGGCUCCUUGAACAUGUCGAGAGACAGUGAAAGGAUCAGAGGGCUGGAGCACCUCCCCUAGGAAGACAGGCUGUAAAGUUGGGGUUGUUCAGCCUAGAGAAGUAGAGGCUUCAAGGUGACCUUGUAGUUACUUCCCAAUAUCUGAAGGGGGCCUACAAGAAAGCUGGGGUAGGGCUUUUUUGCAGAGGUGUGUAGCAAGAGGACAAGAAAUGGUUUCAAACUUGAAGAAGGGAGAUUUAGGUUAGACAUGAGAAAAAAAUUUUUACUUGUGAGGGUGGUGAGGCACUGGCACAGGUUGCUCAGGGAAGUUGUGGCUGCUUCCUCUCUGGAAGUGUUCAGGGCCAGGUUGGAUGGGGCCUUGAGCAACCUGAUCUAGUGGGAGGUGUCCCUGCCCAUGCAGGGGGUUGGAACUGGAUGGUCUUUAAGGUCCCUUCCAACCCAAACCAUUCUACCAGGGUAGAAUGUGGGUAAUCAUGUGUUAAAUUAUCACUACAUCACUGCAGAACUGGAAGUAUCAAUUUAAAUCAAGAUUAACUACUCUGGGUGUCUGAUCCAGAACUUGAUCCUUACUUAAAUCUGGCUUAGAAAAAUGUACAUUUCAAACUUCAUACUAUAAUACAAAUAUUUCCAACUUAGGCUUUUCAGAAAGCCUUUCCACAGCAUGAUGUAGCCAACACUGAACCAGCUAGUGAGGGUAGUAGCAGCAUCCAACCAACAUGUAAAAAUACAGUAAUAUAGUGGAGGUGCUUCUGCUUCUUAGGGCAGCUGACUGAAUAUGUAGUUUAAAAAUGUUUCAUUUCUAAGCAAUGGUUACAAACUUAAGACUGUUUCCUGAGUAGCUGAUAUUUAUUUAUAUUACUAACAAAAAUAAACUGAAAUUAGUGAGGAAGGUUCUGAGUGGGUUUUGUGUGUAGGGCAUUAUACAGUAAAAUGUAUUUUAUUUUUUUUAAUGGAGUUCAGUUGUGGAGAAACCAGAAUUCAGAAAUGAACUGUAAAAAAGGGAAAAGAAAAAUGAGAACAUUAAAAAAGUACAUACUUGGAUGUGUCACUAAGUCUAUGUUAGCUUUAUCCAUAUGUCAAUUUAAUUGUUAUUUACAUUUCUUUGUGGCUUUACCUCUCUGUUGGGAACAAUAAAAGUGAAGCACAUGCCUGGCUCUGGAGAUCCCGAAGCAAAUGAUUGACUCGUUUCUGCAACAGCUCUGUUAAUGGUCACUCUUAACUAUUUGGCUGACAUGGCUGCUAUCACGACUGACAAAGGCAACUGUUUACCAUUUUAUUUCAUUUACAGUUUUAUGAGCAAAUCAAUACACUUUUAUAUGCCCACUUACGGAGUAUGCAAAACGGUUCUUGUAUUACUUUCAGACUUUAAACUUGUUUAUAAAGAAUUUGAAUUAGUUGGAAAAUGUUAAGAUGAUUGUAUGUGCUAAUGGUUACAAUUACUUAAAAAUAAACAGUAUC
Molecule: messenger RNA, 4421 nt
Organism: Calypte anna (Anna's hummingbird)
Lineage: Eukaryota; Metazoa; Chordata; Aves; Apodiformes; Trochilidae
Gene: UBA5
Product: ubiquitin like modifier activating enzyme 5
Exons: 12
Coding region: 329-1528 (399 amino acids)
Biological process (GO): protein ufmylation
Cellular component (GO): cytoplasm; cytosol
Molecular function (GO): UFM1 activating enzyme activity
Source: RefSeq, a predicted model, not a curated record